AUCACGAGCCUUCAGCGAGUAACUCCUCAUGCAUUUCAAUGCUUCGAAUAAUGUUAUCGAAAUGAAGUUAUUAAGGAUCAGUUUCCACAGAAGGCGAGUGAGAGAAACGCAUGCGGGCGGGGAUAUUGGCUCAUUCAUUGGGUCAUUGAAUACUUUGAUUGACACGUGAGAAGCAAAAGGUGCAGAAAGUUUCCUAUUGGUCGCCGAGGCGGUCUCGGUCUCCCCUGGUCUCGAGCGCAGCGCAUUUCAAGCAACUCAGCCGUGUGAGUCAGCAACAGCUACGGGGCUUCAGAGGUGGAGUUUCCACAACUUCAAUACUUUGACUGCGGAGUCUUAUAAAAUUCAGAGGUAUUUGGCUCUCCCUCCUCAUUUUCUAGACAAAGAGGACUUCAUUUCACUCAAGGCUCACCACUUUGGGGGCUGCAUUGACUGGGGAUCCUGACCAGGAGUUCACAAUGAAGUCCCUUGCAUCUUUGUUGCUUUGGAGGAUCAUCAUCUUGAUAAUGCCAAUGGUCUCGUUGGGCCAGACAUCUGAGUAUGUGUAUGAUACCUGGAAGGCAGAGUUGUACAAUAGCGGCCGUAUCUAUGACAAGCCUCCGCAGUGUGUGGACAUCCCAGAUGACCUGAAGCUCUGUCACGGAGUGGGCUACAACCAGAUGCUGCUGCCCAACUUGCUGGAGCAUGAGACUAUGGCUGAAGUCAAGCAGCAGGCUGGGAGCUGGGUGCCCCUUGUGCACAAGAACUGCCACCCGGGCACUCAGGUGUUCCUGUGCUCCCUUUUUGCGCCCGUGUGCCUGGAGAGGCCCAUCUACCCAUGCCGCUGGCUCUGCGAAAAUGUGCGUGAUGGCUGCACGCCCAUUAUGGAAGCGUUUGGGUUCCCCUGGCCUGAGAUGCUCACUUGCGAAAAGUUUCCGCAAGAUGAUGUGUGCAUCAGUGCGCCCAAUGCCACAGAGGCCUCCAAGCCCACUGGAUACUCUCCUGUUUGUCCUCCUUGUGACAAUGAAAUGAAAACGGAUGUGAUUCUGGAGCACAUGUGCGCCAGUGAAUUUGCUAUAAAGACCAAGAUCAAGGAGGUCAAACGGGAGAACACGGAUCGCAGGGUGAUCCUGCAGAAGAGGAAAAAAACUCUAAAGCUGGGCCCUUUGAAGAAGAAGGACCUGAAGAAACUGACUCUAUACCUGAAGAACGGAGCCGACUGCCCCUGCACGCAGCUAGAAAAUCUCGGAAACACAUACCUUAUCAUGGGACGCAAGGUGGACAAACAGUACCUUCUCACCGGCAUUCACAAGUGGGACAAAUCCAGCAAGGAGUUCAAAAAGGCCAUGAAAAAACUCAAAAGCCACAAGUGCCCUGCCUUUGAGAACGUCUUCAAAUAAACAUUCUCAUAGCUCCCACUUACUUUAUGAACUUGCACAUCCAGGCAACCCAAAAUAUUGUUUUAUUUUUCAUUGUUCAUGUACUAUAUAUAUAUAUAUAUAUUUCCCAUGUAUUUUAUAGAUCAAACACUUGAGGUGUUUUGUCUUGGAUCUGUGCUGUUUAAGACUGAAAAGAUAAUGAAAGAUACAGUAGACAAUCUCUCCACCACAACCAACUGAUCACUUUUGUAUAUAUCCAAACUGUUGAUAGUGUGUUGUAAAAUGAUCAGAAUUCACCUGCAAUUGAUUGUUAACUUUUCUUUUAAAUUUUUCUAAGAAACAGAUUUCCAACGCAUAGUUCUCUGCCAAAAUCUUAGCAAUUUAUUAAUACAAUUUUUUACACACUGUGAAAGUACAUACCAUACAAGCCAUUUCUUUAGGCAUAUUGAGUCUAUUUUGCUAGAGAUACUCAUUAUUUUGCGAUGGGCAUUGGUCACAGACCUUUCUGUGACCUGAGCCAUUCAGUCAUCAAACAUGUUUGGCAGUUCUCUGUUACCUCUGGUGAAGAAUAAGAGGUCUGCUUUGCUUAAUUACUGGCAAGAUAUAUAUAUGCAAAACAUUUAUUGCACUGCUAAAGCCAUGUUUAUGACAAAUUGAACUGCUCAAUCCCAUAUAACUGAGUUGAUUAUGGACAUGUUUGAUAAUAGAGUAUUGUAUACAUAGGCCUAUACUUUAUCUGCUGUAGAACAAACUGUUUUCUGACUAGUACAAUUAUUAUAAAAGAACAGUACUCAAUGACAUAUAACAUCAACAAUACUGAUAAAAAUGUUCAUUGCUACAAGACAUUUUUCCAUGUAAUCUCACAACUCGCUACUGUUAUUAGUGCAUAAUGCUGUUAGCGUUGCAGGUGAAAGGAGGUUUUGCAAAACUCUUGACAUUUUAGUCCACACCUUUGUCUAAAAUGCAUGUCACCACUCAUUUAAGAAUGCAUAGUACGAAUCGCGUGAAGUGUUACUUCCUUUUUUCCUUAAAGUUAUAAUCUUGUUGUGGCGUAGCACUAUUAGUUUGAAUGUUUCUCAAUUCCCAUUUUUAUGUUGGCAAUCAUUUUGUACAUAAAAUUCUAGCACAAAUAUAAAAUAAAGACUAUAAAAAUGUU
This is a messenger RNA of Onychostoma macrolepis, 2511 nucleotides long. It is a transcript of the gene sfrp1a, whose product is annotated as secreted frizzled-related protein 1a. Bases 456 to 1376 code for a protein of 306 amino acids. NCBI's taxonomy places the organism in Eukaryota, Metazoa, Chordata, Actinopteri, Cypriniformes, Cyprinidae. The transcript is spliced from 3 exons. The record is from RefSeq and is a predicted model, not a curated record. Gene Ontology annotation, biological process: non-canonical Wnt signaling pathway; negative regulation of canonical Wnt signaling pathway; canonical Wnt signaling pathway. Gene Ontology annotation, molecular function: Wnt-protein binding.